CAGGGAAGUGGCGCGAAGAAACGCGAGAUGGCAGCACCGUCCCACCUGUGACAUUUACACACAGUUCAUUCACCUGCAGGCACCAGCGGCCUCAGACCAGAGCUGUGUUUUGGUGAUCCUGCGAUGAGGUUUACGGCCACAGUUGAGACAUCACAGCAAUGAGAGGGUGGCCACAAUGAUCUGGAUCCUGCUCCCUCCGCCUCCCAGAGAGAGAGAGAGAGAGAGAGAGAGAUAGAGAGAGAGAGAGAGAGCACAGUCACAUGCAGAGAGGAGCAGGGACGAGAGACAGAACAGAAGAGAGCUGUCAAGCUGCGAGGAGGCAGCGGAGAGACGACUUUCUUGGAAUACAUUCUCCCCUCCAUCUCUGAAGCCCACACACACACUCAAAAAAUAUAAACACACAAACACACAGAUGGUAAAGUGUGUGUGAAUGCUGCUGUUACUCCCUCACAAGGAGCGGUGAAUUAUUUUCUGGAUCUGGACUAACUCAAGCCUCACUCACUUGGACUCUAACAGUGUUUGGAUUCAGCAUCUUUGUGGCUUGGACUUGAACUCAGAUCAGAUUCAGAUUGUGUUUUGAACAGUUCAACACUUUGGACUAAGAGUGUGUGUCCCUGUGUGUGUUGGGAUUCAGCACCUGAACACUGAAAUUUUGACUGAAACUGUGCUUGCUGCCACUUGUUAGUCACCUGAAGAGGAGGAGGAUGUGUUGGCCGGUGACAGCGGUUCUGCUAACCUUCUUCGGGGCCACCUUAACCGGGGCAUGGAGAGCAUCUCAACCAAGACUGCAGUUCACACAUUCAGAGCUGAUCCAGAAUGGCCGCCUGCUCACGCUGCCCCUAGUCGCGGGAGACCUCCACUCCCUGAUGCCUGACGAAGAUGGGAGGCGUCUGUACGUGGCCAUGAAAGAUAACCUGCUGUCUACCAGUCUGGAUGACAUAACACAGAACCCACGCAAGCUGUACUGGCCAGCCAGUCCAGACCGUGUCCAAGAAUGCCUCAUGGCUGGGAAGGAUCCAGAGAUGGAGUGUGCUAACUUCCUGCGAGUUCUGCAGCCUUUCAAUCAGUCUCACCUGUACGUCUGUGGCACCGGAGCCUUCAACCCUCGAUGUGCUUUCAUCUCUACCAGUGUCUUCCAACAGUCAGAGUACCAGACCCUCUCCUACAGCCAGACAGAGUGUGGGAAGGGGAAAUGUCCCUACGAUCCAUUCCAGAAAACAGCCUCCGCUGUUGUUGAUGGAGAGCUGUACGCUGGAAUCACCUCAGACUUCAUGAGCCGGGACUCUGCCUUCUUCCGAAGCCUUGGCAGCCGUCGCGUCAUCCGCACCGAGCAGUACGACUCCAACUGGCUGCAGGAUGCCCAGUUUGUGCGGGUAGCGCCGCUGUCUGAAACUGAUAAUCCAGAAGAUGAUAAGGUCUACGUGUUCUUCACCGAGCGCGCUCAGGAGGCAGAGGGGGCCGCUGGCAAGGUGCUCUACUCCAGAGUGGCACGUGUGUGCAAGAAUGACAUCGGAGGCCAGAGGAGUUUAGUCAACAAGUGGAGUACCUUCCAGAAGGCUCGCAUGGUGUGUUCAGUCCCAGGACCAGACGGCCUGCAGACACACUUCGACCAGCUGCAGGACAUCUUCAUCCUCCACGGGAAAGAUAAGAAGAACCCUCUCAUCUAUGGUCUGUUUACCACUUCAAGUGAUAUCCUGAAUGGUUCAGCAGUGUGCGUUUACCGAAUGGAGGAUGUGGUUCGGGCUUUCAAGGGGGACUUCCUGCAUAAGGAGGGACCUCAGUAUAAGUGGGCAGAAUUCACAGGCAAGGUGCCCUACCCAAGACCAGGAACUUGUCCGAGCGCUACAUAUGGAAGCUACAGCUCCACCAGAGAGUAUCCUGACGACGUCAUCUUCUUCAGCAGGACUCAUCCACUGCUGCAGGAAAAUGUGCUGCCGCUGGGAGAGCGCCCCCUCCUUGUCAGAGUGGGAGUUCACUACAAGUUCAGCAAACUGCUGGUGGACAGAGUGGAGGCCGUGGACGGUACCUAUGACGUCCUGUUCAUCGGCACAGACUCAGGCCUCGUGCUGAAGGCUAUUCAUCUGCCAAGAGAACACGGUCAGAGUCAGGAGGUCACUUUGGAGCAGCUGCAGGUCUUUCAGCACAAAUCACCCGUGACAGCCAUGACACUCUCAAAGAAAAAGCAGUGGUUGUUUGUGGGUUCCAGGGAGGGUGUGUCCCAGCUGGGCCUGUACCAAUGUGAGCUGUACGGUCAGGCCUGUGCUGAGUGCUGCCUGGCCAGAGAUCCAUACUGCACCUGGGACGGACACGCCUGCAGUCCCUACAUGCCCACAGUGCGCAGGAGGAAUGCUCGUCACUUAGGGGAGGAUGAGGACCCACUAACCCAGUGUGUCAGACAGGGAGCCGGGCUGCAGGUGGAGGCAGAGCAAAGGGUGAUGAUGGUUGCCGAAGGCAACAGCACCUAUCUGGAGUGUCUACCCCGAUCCAGACAUGCUGCUGUUACCUGGUACAAACAGGCCGGAGAGAACAGUCCUGAACUAAACCAGGUGGUACCAGGUGACCAGCUGGUGGUGAUCGAGCGGGGUGUCCUGAUUCGUAAAGCUGAGCUGUCUCACGGGGGCGUCUACCACUGCCAGGUGGAGGAGCACGGCUACCACUGGACCGCCGUCACCAUCCGCCUCGCCAUCUGGAGCCCCUCAGCCAAUCGCCUUCUCACUUCCUGGUCCAGCACGUCCUAUCAUACCACAGGACCCCAGCCCUGGUAUGAGGACGUGAUGCCGCUGAUUCACAGAGGAAACCUCGGCCAGCACUGCAGGGCUCUGGGAUACCGCCCCCCACGCAACCACCGUCGCCACGGUGACACCAAGAUGGAGCCGAACAAAGAGAAAGAGAGGGGGGAGAGGCACAAGCACGGGGGAGGAGGAGGAGGUGGAGGAGGAGGAGGGGGGGUAAGGGCAGCAGGGAGGAAGAGCAGGAGCAAGCCGCAGCAGAGGGCACCAAGGAGCGCUUGAAUGUGUCGCGGAACAGGAGGGCAGACUUAAACACACACACAUACACACAUACACAUAUGUUAAUGUCUACUCUACAACACACACACACACACACACACACACACACACACACACACUUAACUUAUACACUGAGACAGACAUAUACUGUAUGUACAGAGACUAUGACAUGCGCAUGCACUUAUCUACAAACAAAAAAAGGCAUCCUUUCAUUAUCGUGACAAACUAAGCUACACAAACAUCUGAAGUAUGUACAGGAGGACGUGAACAGCAAAGACUGUUGGACAAAGACUUGUGAAUAAAGAAACUAAAGUAGAAUACGUUAGGUUGCAUAGCAUGUUGAAUGAAGGAUGAACCGCAUGUCCAGAGCACUCAGUUUAACUCACUCUGUGUCGUGACAAAGGGCGUGGGAGAGGAUUUAAAUUUUGGAUUCCCUGAGUAGAUAUUGAACAUUUGAAAAAAUUAUCCAACCAUUCUGAAAUUAGUGCUGCCUUCAAGGACUAUACUGGCUUUCCAUGUUCUUGCCCACUAAUUACAAAUCACAUACACUGCCAAUUAUUCUCCAAAACAGAGCAGAUGUUUUUAGAUUGAUUUCUUAACCUUCCAGGCAGUAAUUUCACUACGAUAUGCAAACCAUUACAGUGAACAAUAUGUUGCCUUUUCUUGUUCAAAGUCAUUUUAUUGCAGUUGCAAGAAGCAUUUUCCAAACUUUACAGCUUUAGAUUUCACGGGCACUCUAUCCUUGACCUUCGUGGAUUUCAGGUUCAACUGCUCAAAAGCUUUUGAUGGCCAAGCUGUGUUGUCAGAAAGUGAAAGCAAGGAGACAAACAUAGGAAACAUGUUGAAAAGGAAUUAUUUCAGAUGUGGGAGCAUCCUUGAACACAUCAACAGAGGCUGUUCUUGAAACAGUUUUCAGCCUAACAACAGCAGAACUGAAAAACAACAAACACAGACAGGCAUUUAAAUAUUCUCUGUCUGAAUCAAUCUAAAACCCCUUUUGGAAAAUAAUCAGCAGUGAUAGUUGUUUAAAUUAUUUACUGUAGAUUGUGAAUAGCAGUAAAUAGCACUGACAUGUUUUCUGCAUCUUUUCCCCCCAAACGGAUAAAUAGCAACAGCUCACCUACAGGGAGAGUUUUGUUUCUUCAGAUAGGUGGGGUCUGACCACGAGAUGGCUGACCGCCACCACAAACAUGAAAGCACAGGGACGGCUUUGAUGAGGUUACAGAUCUACUUUCCCAGGAGGUUGCAGCCACACAGACACACUGCAGGAGAUGUUUCCAUUAUGUUCUCCUCCAGGUUUAGAAAUGUUAGCCGGUAUGGUUCACAGACAUAUCGGGCACUGAUUUCAUGCUACGCAACAGAGAGCUUAGUUUAGGUGUGGGAGGGGAAGUGUUGGAUCUGGUGUGUUUUAGAACUGUCUGAGAAAAUGCUCUGUGUUGGUUUAGUUUGCCUGGAGUCCCACGUAAAGAGAGUGUACAGAUUCAGGAAAUGUUUCAUUUUUUCAUUUUUGCUUCGUGAAUUUCUGGGAAAAAAUGUCUUUAGCUGCUAUUUAGAUUAGACACAAUCCAGCUCAAAAAGAAAAAAGAAAAAAAGAAUUUUAAAUUUUCCUCUUGACAUUCAUGACAGAAUGUGUUUUAAAUGGUUUUAACGAGUCAGGGCCUGAGGCUGCGAAAACGAACAAGAAUUUUCGAUGCUGUUUGAUACAACUUGGACGAGAAAACACGAUUCAAAGAGGACCGAAUAAUGAACUGAACUGCUAAGAGACUUUGUACAGAACAUGCAUGUUUCUCAACCUAUGGCUCAGGACCCACAGUGGGCACCGUGGGUGACUUUGAGUGGGUUCCAGCCCAACUAAAGAAGUGGAGUAAUAUAUUUCUGGUCCUGUAGCUCCAGCCGGUAAUGACAUCUGGCUGUAAAUUAUAAAGCAGACCCGAUGUAUAAUGAAUAAACCUUUAUUGUACAAAGUUGGAACUUGAGAAAGUGCUAAAUGGGACUGGCGUCGAAUGGCCUGUGGGAUGUGAGCGAUUUCAGUGACUUUACAAGGCAGUAAAUUGUGAUUUGUUCUUAAUGUUAAAAUGUUAAACCAACACAACAUGUUCCACCUCUAUUAACUUUAUUCUUAGUGGUAUUUAUUUUGUUUAAUCUGGAGUAAAACUGCUUGAUUCCGGAGUUGUGAGGUCAGAGGUUUUUUUGGGAAACGCUUCAACCACGAUGUCUCACAAGCUGUCUAUCUAUCUGUCUUUGUAUGCAUGUACUGUAUGUUUGUGCCCACACAUUGAAGUCUGCACAGUCCUUUUCUUUAUUUUUAUUUUGGAAGAUUUCCGAAUGCUAAAUGUUCCAAAUGUUUCUCUUGAUGCACCUUCUCACUCCCACCUGCAGAAAUUCAGAUGAGUCCUGCCUAUAGUCAUCUUUGAGAAUCUGGACCAUCUUGCAGGCAUUUAAAUCUAAAAGCUUCAGCUCAAGGCAGUUGGAAAUAAAAAUGGUAUCCCAGAACAACAAAUACAAACCCAAUGUUGACAUCAGAAGUGAGCUGAGCAGAGACAGUAGAGUAGUUUAUCUAUCAGAUUGCAUUAGGGAUGGAAGAGUAACGUUACUAACAUUUAAAGUGGAGUGGGAGAAGGAGAAAGACAGACAGACUAACUAGAUUAAAACUUAACUUUAUUUUCGACAGUUAACUGGAAGAAGAUGCAUGGUUAAGUCCAAUAAUAACAGCCUGUCAUAUUUUCGUAUUUAAUUUCAUUCCACAAUGAUGCUGAGCAUGUGAAUCCACCUAUAUUAGACUAAAUAUAUCCCAUGCUGGGUCGUGCAAGAUCCCAAUCUGUUUGCUCUGCUGGUUGUAUUUCUGUAUGUGUGUGAGUGUUUGUAUAGUACAUGUGUGUGUGUCUUUGUGUGUGUUUGACAUGAGUGGGAUCAGAGUGAGAGAAGCUGAAAUUAAGUUUCAGAGGCCAAGACAGUAAAUCUGGCAAAUGGGGGACCCAGAAAUGGAUCAGAGACACUUUUGAUGCUGUAAGAAAAACAAACCAGAAUGACUCCAAGCAGAGAGAGAAAAUUAACAUAGCCUGGGUUCUUUAGCUUUGGCCAUAUGAAAGAGCUAAACAGCGCUGAGUUCUUCAAUGUAUGUGUUUGAGUAAAGGGAGAGAGUUUAUGGGGGAGUGCGUAGCUCCUUUAACUGUUGAAUGUUGAAAAUGUGUGUGUCAGGUACAGCCAUGUCUCAGAAAUGAAAGGGUGUGUGGGUGAGUGUGAAGCUGGCAGUGAAAUCCAAAUGAUAUCAGGACUUGUGGACGUGUGUGGUGUGUUUUCAAGUAAACGGUGUAAGUUCAGGUGUCUUUAACGGUGUUAACAGCAGAUAACACCUGCGAGUCAUUUUGUGAGUGAAGAAAGUUAAUACUUGAAGGUUUUUUUUUGUCUGUCAAAAGCUUGUCUGUUCAUAUUCAGAGCUAAAUUAACGUCCACCACUGUACAGGCCAGUGAAACUUGAACCGCACAUCAUAUCUUAUGAGUUGUAGCUACUGACGCACUGUCAUUUUGAAGUCAGUAGGUUCUUGCCAUACCAUUAUAGUCAUUUCUGUUCAUGUUUUAAGAUGAAUGGCUAUCCAUUAGAGUAAACAUGAACACUAUACUACUUUAAUCAAGAUAAAAUGGCAUUUAUUUUGUUAGCACUCAGAACAGGAUAUGGGUCAUAGUAGCAAACUGACAAAGCCUUGCAGAAGCUGCGUACAGUAACUAAUGUAUCUUCCAGUACAGUGGUAAAUACAACUCUAGCUUAAAUUAAUAUGGAAAAUACAUUUAUUUGCUUUCUUUCCCAGUUUUAGAUUAGUAGAUGGAUGCUGUUCCCAUGGCAAUGCAGGAAAGCUACCACCAGCAGCUUAGUACACAGACUAAAGCUGAAGAUUGAAAACAGGGGGAAUACAGCAAGCAUGUUAUUUCUUUAAAAACUGACAUAAAUAAAUAAAUGUAACUUUUCAAAAAGGAACCGUCUAGCCAUUACAUUACAGAAGCGAGCAGCAGACGCUAGUGGCUAGUGACUUUGGCUCUCUAUCUGUGGCUGUCAUCAUAUGACAUUAGUGACCAGCUUUCAGGCAACGUCAUGCUGGUGAGUGGAAAAUGCAUGGUAGCCAGAAUGCACACACAGUUUGACAGUCGUCAAACCUUCCAUUUUCUUAAGAGAAGAUGCCAACUUUGAGUUCAUUCUGAGCGCACUGCCAGCUAAAGAGUUUCUAUUUUCUCUCUGUUCUCCUGUAAAAUCCAUCAAAUCCAACCACCUAAAAAAAUAUGAAAAUAAUCACACUUGUAUGUACUCCGGCUUGUGGAUAUUGUGUGUAUAUGAGUGUGUGCUCUGUGUAUAUUUGCGUCAGAUCCAAACCCCACACGAGUAGGAGGCAGAACUCCUACGAGACAUUUUUAUGGCAGACCAUUUUAAACAUUCAGUGUUUCCCUCAAAGACGUGGUGCAGAGCUGCUCCUCAUUCAUUACAACGGCCUCAUGUGUUACACUCUGUUAUGCCGUAUUUACAUCUCAGUGUCAAUAUUCACCUCUUGUGAUUUUCCAGACGACUUCUUUGCAGACGGAAUGAAACUGUCUUCAGCUAAUCUCUUCUCAUGUGUGGAGACUUAUUUUUUCUUUUUGUAAAUAUGUAUAAAGGUCUGCUUUCAAAUGAG
Messenger RNA from Larimichthys crocea (large yellow croaker), 7666 nucleotides. It is a transcript of the gene sema3h, whose product is annotated as sema domain, immunoglobulin domain (Ig), short basic domain, secreted, (semaphorin) 3H. The record is from RefSeq and is a predicted model, not a curated record. Lineage: Eukaryota; Metazoa; Chordata; Actinopteri; Sciaenidae. Gene Ontology annotation, cellular component: axon; glutamatergic synapse; plasma membrane. Gene Ontology annotation, molecular function: semaphorin receptor binding; neuropilin binding; chemorepellent activity. Gene Ontology annotation, biological process: neural crest cell migration; motor neuron axon guidance; semaphorin-plexin signaling pathway. The transcript is spliced from 20 exons. Bases 705 to 3011 code for a protein of 768 amino acids.